AUGGGUAAAGCUGAUGAAGUGUCUGUAAAUGAUGAUAAAUCGUUAAAACCAAAGAAACUCUUGGGCAUCCGCCAUGUUCAAGUGGUACUGCUGUUCUUCGGAAUGCUGUUAGCAUUUGCCAUGAGGGUCAAUAUCAGUAUGGCUAUAGUCGCAAUGACAGAUAAAGACAGUAAAACCAGUUUUAACUGGAGCAUGCAGACUCAGAGCGUGAUCCUAUCUUCCUUCUUCUGGGGCUACAUCAUCCUUCAGAUUCCAGCUGGGGAGUUGGCUGGUAAAUUUGGCGGAAGUAUUCUGGUCACUGCUGUCAUUGUUGGAAAUUCGGCGGUGUCUUUACUCGUACCCUUGGCUGCGUAUUAUGGAGGCUGGCAAGCUCUUUGUGCCUGCCGCGUAUUACAAGGUCUUACCCAAGGUUUCUUAUACCCAUCUAUGCACUCCCUAAUAGGGAAAUGGGUACCACUAGAGGAAAAAAGCAGUUUAGGAACCCUUGUCUAUGGCGGGGCUCAGCUGGGUACUGCUCUGCAGUUACUGGUGUCGGGCUAUAUAGCUGACUAUUGGGGUUGGCCAGCUAUCUUCUACGUAAAUGGAGCUUUAGGCGCGAUCUGGACAGCAGUCUACGUCACAUUCGGGGCUGACUCCCCCCAGUCUUCUAGAAUGAUUAGUGCUGAGGAGAAAUUGUAUAUCCAGACCUCCUUGAAACAAGUUGGUGUGCAAAAGAAACCACAAACGCCUUGGAGAGCAAUCUGUACGUCACUACCGUUCAUAGCGCUUAUCAUCACACACUGUGGACAAAACUGGGGAUUCUGGACACUGAUGACUGAAAUGCCUUCUUACAUGAAACAAAUUCUUGGGGUUGAUAUUAAGUCUAAUGGUGCGAUGUCAGCUCUACCGUAUUUGUCGAUGUAUCUGCUGAGUUUUCCCUUCGGAUUUAUUUCCGAUUAUGUACUUAAGAAGAAACUGUUAAGCAUUAGUGCUUGCAGAAAAGUAUCUAAUUCAAUAGGUUUAUGGGGUCCGGCUGUGUCUUUAGUUGGGUUAUCUUAUGUACCAGCGGGUAAUAUCAAGCUUGCUGUAGCACUGUUGACCCUAGUUGUAGGUCUCAAUGCUGGACAUUAUACAGGAUUUAUGAUCGUUCACAUCGACAUGGCGCCGAACUUUGCUGGUACAUUGAUGGGUAUUACCAAUUUUUUCGCAAAUAUCAUCUCCAUAGUAUCUCCGCUCAUCGCUGGACUAAUAUUGGAAGACGAGACUGAUCCUUCUCAAUGGAGACAAGUAUUUUACCUGUCAUCAGCGGUAUACAUCGGUGCUAAUUUGUUCUUCGUGAUAUUCGGCUCCUGUGAACUACAGCCAUGGAAUACUCCCAAAGAAAACACCGAAAAAGAAACACAAAAGAGGAUCGAAAAAGUAGUUUAA
Arctia plantaginis is the source of this 1407-nucleotide messenger RNA. The record is from the annotation of a GenBank genome assembly. Lineage: Eukaryota; Metazoa; Arthropoda; Insecta; Lepidoptera; Erebidae.